Messenger RNA from Pectinophora gossypiella (pink bollworm), 1305 nucleotides. It is a transcript of the gene SPARC, whose product is annotated as SPARC. Gene Ontology annotation, biological process: anatomical structure development. The transcript is spliced from 9 exons. The record is from RefSeq and is a predicted model, not a curated record. The coding region runs from base 114 to 1079 and encodes 321 amino acids. NCBI's taxonomy places the organism in Eukaryota, Metazoa, Arthropoda, Insecta, Lepidoptera, Gelechiidae. Gene Ontology annotation, molecular function: calcium ion binding; collagen binding; extracellular matrix binding.
GAGGAGCAAUGUAAGUUCCGCGUUCUGUGAAGAGAGAAGACGCGAGGCGAGCCCGCCAGUCCGCGCGCUGCCGUCCGCUAGAGAGCAUCGCCGGCACACACUAGGAGUAGACAAUGAAGGGUCGCCUGCUGCUGCUGGCCGUGCUGGUCGCGGUGAUGUGCACCGCUGAUGCCGAGAAGCACCGGCGCCGCCACCGGCGCCUGCGCACGACGACGGUGCGGCCGGGCACGAGCGCGGGGCUCGGCGACGCCCCCGCAGCCGUCGUGCGGGAGGACGCAGAGGCCGAGCACCUGGAGCUCGGCAUGUCCGAGAGACUGGAUGAGAGGCGCUUCCAGGAGUCGGAGAAGGCGCGCGUCAAUGAGAUCCUGAAUGAGCACUCGGCCGAGGGCAUGUCUGACAACGAAGUGUUUCUUGAUGACCCGUGCGUGAAGGUGCACUGCUCGGCGGGGCGGGUGUGCGAGAUCGACGAGCACGGCGACGCCGUCUGCAACUGCAUCAAGGAGUGCCCCUACGAGACCGACUCCCGCCGCAAGGUGUGCACGAACCACAACGAGACGUGGUCGUCGGACUGCGAGGUGUACCGGCAGCGCUGCCUGUGCCUCGACAACUCGGAGCUGUGCCGCGGGGCGCAGUACCACCACGUGCAGAUCGAGUACUACGGCGCCUGCCGCGAGAUGCCCGAGUGCAACGACAACGAGAUGGCGGACUUCCCGCGGCGCAUGCGCGACUGGCUGUUCAACAUCAUGCGCGACAUGGCGGAGCGACGCGAGCUGACGCCGCACUACCUCAAGAUGGAGCGCGAGGCCGAGGCCAACCUCACGCGCCGCUGGACCAACGCCGCCAUCUGGAAGUGGUGCGACCUCGACGCGCACGACAACGACAGGUUCGUGUCUCGGCACGAGUUGUUCCCGAUCCGCGCGCCGCUGAUGUCGCUGGAGCACUGCAUCGCGCCCUUCCUGGACCGCUGCGACGAGGACGACGACCACCGCAUCACGCUCGCCGAGUGGGGCAAGUGUCUGCAGCUCGAGGAGUACGAGCUUGAAGACCGAUGCGACGAGUUCACCGACGAGUCUGCGUGAGCGCUGCGCCGCCGCCGCCGCCGCCGGCGACACUGCCAUUAUAAUAAUAAUUUUAAUGAGAUUGUAGUGCUAACAUUAUAUAUUCGUUUAAUUUAGAUACAAUGCUGUCUAUGUUCUCUGACAAAUCAAAUGUGUAAAUAACAGAAAUACCAUAAUGCAAUGCUGUGAUUUUAAACCAAAUAAUUUUGUCAGUAAUAAAUGAAUAAACCAAAAAAUAUACUUACAA